This is a messenger RNA of Penaeus monodon (black tiger shrimp), 15009 nucleotides long. RefSeq lists its product as uncharacterized. Gene Ontology annotation, cellular component: endosome membrane. Gene Ontology annotation, molecular function: kinesin binding. The transcript is spliced from 17 exons. The record is from RefSeq and is a predicted model, not a curated record. Gene Ontology annotation, biological process: positive regulation of membrane tubulation; lysosome localization; regulation of protein localization. The coding region runs from base 116 to 4810 and encodes 1564 amino acids. Lineage: Eukaryota; Metazoa; Arthropoda; Malacostraca; Decapoda; Penaeidae.
AGUCAGCUGAGAGACGUCGCCGGGAGAGGAAGUGCGUGACGAUGUGAGGAUUUCCCAUUCUUACCAAUUUUCGAUGCUCUAAACCUCGCCAGCUCGGGCUGUUGGGCUGACAACGAUGGCAGCCGCUCGGGGAGGAGUCAAAGACCGCAUCGUCCACGAAAUAGGCAGAGCCAUCAAGCAGGCCCAGCUGGAAUGGUGCGGCGUCGGGUGCGUGCGCGCGUGCACGGGGCGGUGGCUGGUGCUGAGUCUGGACGCCGCCCUCCUGCACGGCCUCCACGCCCUCAACAAAGGCUACUGGCCCGUCGUGGCCUCGCUGCUCGACAAGGACACCCUGGCCACCGUCAUGAGUCUGCCCUACGCCACCAAGCCUCUCACGAGAGGUCGUGCGUGGAUUUGCCUGUGCUUGAACGAGGGUCAGUUGGAGAGCUACCUGCACGUCCUAACCACUCACCAGCUGUUACUGGGAUCACACUACGGGUCCCAAGCGCUGCUGAGGGACCCCCAUAGGACGCACCUCCUCCUCAUGCUGGCUGCGGGACUGGAGCACAUCCGGUUCACCAUUCCUGUGGAUAUUCCGGGAUGGCUGGCUUCAGGGGGUAGUAUGAGCAGCUCUUCGGCCACCAGCAUGUCUGUGAGCAGUAUGGGGUCAUCCAUCCCUUCCCCCUCGCAGCAUGAUUUUCCAGACCUUGAUACUACAUGCUCAGAGGCCCUCGAGGAGAGCUGGCAUUCCAUUGAAGGGGAGUUACCUGUCUUUCAAGCUACAUGUGAACAGUUGGACACAUCCAUAGAAAUAGAACACAUAGCCAAGGGCUCUAAGAAGAAAAGGAGGAGCAGGUCAUCAUCGCAGAGCUCAUCCAGAGUGUCAUCGGGGGGCACGACGCCCACUGAUGCCAAGAGCACAAACCUUAGCACGACAAAAGUGCAAAAGGAUGAAAGUGGGGAGAUGGGUCACCGGCACAGUACCUCCACAGCGACCACCAUUAAAGGCACACAAACCAGGACAACGUCUACAGUCCCUUGGGACUCCUCCUCGUCUUCCUCUCCGACCAUUACAACCGCGGAAGGAACACCAAAGCAAAACUGUGAUAAUUAUGAUAGGAACAUCAACAAUCUCAACUGUGAGAGUAAGGGAGACGGGCAGGAGAAAGGGUACAAGGAGAAAAGCGAAAAUGGGGACGGACUCGCCAACACUAUUGAAAACAGGAAUGUGAACGCGACCUGCAACGGGACCGAUGAUGGGAACAUGAGCAAACAGAUGGGGAAUGAGAUGCGAGGGGACGAAGUGACUGUGGUGCGACGGGGGAGGCUGCCCAAUGCCAAGAAUGUGGAAAAAAGGGUCUCUUUCACCGACAUUUCUGACCUGGAGCAGCACAAGCCUCAACACAAUCGGCUCAGUCUUUGCGGAUAUUCCGAGAUUCGUGAUCUGGGUGAUCUUCGGGACUUGCUUUCCAACCUGAAGGACCGAGGGCUGCUUCCAACAUCUAUAGCAUUAGAUGAACUGUUUACCAGCCUUGAUCAGUCUACCCCUUCCUUGAGUGAGCGAGCUCCGCCAGAGGGCCAAGAGGACCCUCCCCUACACCAGUCCAUCAUCAGCCUUACGCCGAGCAAUGCAGAUGAUGAUAGCAACAACAACAACAGCGGGACAGACAUCUCGAGUGACAUGUGGAAGUGUCUCCCAGGGGAAAAGCAAGAGCAGGGGGUGUUAUCAGCAGCAGUGGUGCAGCGAACCAACAUCAUCGACGGGCUGAGAUGGGAAGAGCUAACCAAGAUGGGACAUGAGCUGCUGGAGAAGGCCACAACAGACCCUAGUAUCCUGGACAGCCAGCAAGUUACAUCCACCAGAGCCUUACUGAGCCAGGAACAGCUGGCCACAGGGACGAGACCCAAGCAGAAGCAGCUGAUGGCCAUUAAGGCGGAGGCCCAGAUGCAGAGAGAUGGGAUGGGGAGAUUGCAGGGCAGGAGGUCCAAGUCGAUGCUCUCAUCUGACGAGAGGAGGAGGCUGUACAAAAAGAGCUUUCGCAAGGAUAAGGCUCCCCCAAGUUUGUACAUUCCAGUCAAAGUAGAGGGCAAAAAAUUUAGGGAAGAGGAAAGGCGCCUUGCCCUAGAGGUUGCUCAGGGGCAGUCGAACCUUGUAACCCCAGGCAGAAUUAUGGAUUAUAAGUUGGAUGAAUGGAUUAUGACGCAUGUGCUAGCAGUGCCUGAAGAGAAGCUGUAUCGGGUGUUUGCUGCUCGAGAAGGUCACAGUAGUGGGCACAGCAUAGGAGUCCAGGUUGUCUUGUCAACACAGACGCUCUAUAUACUGGCACCAAGACUGAAGGGAUCCAAACCUCGACAUAUUCUACCUUAUCAUGAUAUUCACACCAUCAUAGUGGGGGCCAAUGAUCAGUGGGUUUGUGUGUUGAGCAAGGAAGCAGUGCAUGAUGACCUCGCCACCACAGGCAACAACACUGGUAUUCAGUUAGACAUCGGCGACCCUGAUGUGACUCAUGCCAUUGUGAGUAGCCUUGAAUUGGCUAUUAGGAGGCACUUUGCUGCUCUCAAACUAGGAACAGCGUUGAAGAAAGAAGAGACUUACAUUGAUUAUCGAGACUUAUUCCCACCGGGGAAACUGAAACUGACUCGGUCUAUCACCAGAGAGUGUGAAGACAACUUAUCAAAUUCUUUAUUAGAGGAAUCUCUGCUCAAUGCAUGGGACACAAGGAAAAACUCGGCUGAUCACAGUCAUGAGUCCUCAGAUGUAACACAGGACCUCUCAGCCGCCACUCCGGGGUCGGUCGUCAGUCAGGACUUGAGUGAGGCUAGUCAAGACCUCACCGAGGCUAGUCACGAUCUGACUGAAGAGAGUCAUGACCUUACAGAACCCAGCCAUGAUCUUACCGAGGCCAGUCAUGAGUUAAUUGAAGACAAUUCUGAUUUAACUGAAGCCAGUCAAGAUAUAUCUGAAGCUAGUCAAGAUAUGACAGAAACAAGUCAGGAUUCCAGUGAGGCCAGUAAUGAUUUGACAGACCCAAGUCCUGAGUCUGUUGACGAGAGUCCAGACAUGACUGAUGCUAGUCAAGCCUCAGUUGAUGCUAGUGAAGAAGACAUACUUAAUGAAAGCCAAAGUCCAAGAUCAAUGGAAGGAAGCCAACAGUCUUCCUACAUGAGUCAAACACAGUCAAGCAGAACACAGAUACACUCGAAGAUGAUCCAGACGUCGGUGAACACCAGCCAGGAGUCGUACCCAGAGGAGAAUGAAGUCCCAGCCAAUAAGAAUGAAGUUGCUGUAGUGCAGGAGGAAGAAAAGGAGUCAGAAAAUGGAAAUAUCACUGAGAAGGAAGAAGACAAGGUUGAGGAGUUGGAGGAGGAAACCUGUCCUGCACAUAUCCACCUGGAAAAACAGUACGGCAUGCCCAUAUAUGCGGGUGGUUAUUCGCGGUGGAACGGGACUCUUCAUGACCGAAGUCUGCCUGCUGUUGUGGUCCAUCCAGCCUGGGAAUUGGCUGGGCUGAGAAGGUGGUUGAGGGCUCAGCUGCGACUACAGAGCGGGCCAGAAGUGGUAGGGUGUUGGAUGGCCGACUGGGAGGAUGGCAGCAGCUUGGGAGGGGAUGCCGUGUCGGGGCCUCUGGGACCAACCAAUGAGGGGCCAUUGAUGUUCAAGCCGCCAGGGAUCCUGUCCUCGUGGAGACCUGCCUAUUUCAUCCUCAAAGCUGGUGUUCUAUACCAGUUUAAUGAUGCUCGGGAGAGACUGCCUCACAUGAUUGUCGAGGUAGUGCAGUGCGUAGGCUGUGUGCGCAUAUCCUCAAGUCACCGGCCCUAUGCCUUCCAGUUACUAAGGAAGAAAGCACCUCCUGUGAUGCUCGCAGCAUCUGACGAACAUGAGGCCUCGUUGUGGCUCCAGGCCUUCCUUAUGAUUAUCAACAAUGGGGUCCCAGAUGUGAGUGAACGUAAGCAGGUCUCGUGCAGAGUGAUCCUGCUGGAGUCAGGGGUGUUGUUAGCUCAGCAGUCAGACCUAAUACUUGCUCUUCCGCAAGACGAUGGCCCUUCCUCCAUUGACCACCAGAGUGCUCCUGACCCUAGAUCCUCCACAAUAAACCUGCAGCAGUCUCAACAGCAGGCUUUGGUCUCAUCUCCCAGACAUUCACAAACAGCUCAAGCACAGUUGGAGAGGAAGGACUCUCAGAAGCCCCUGAAUCUGGCCCUCUCCAGCCUCAAGGAGCGCAAGCACCUAAGUUCCUCGCUCACAGCCCUCAAUCGCACCAACAGCACUCCCUCAAUGCCUGGCAGUCCCCUAAAGCGUGCAAACAGUGUCAACAAAACCUCAACCCCAAAGAAACUCCAGCACCAAGGAAGCCUGACGAGACUGACAGACUAUGGAUCUCCGGAUGUCCAAGCGAGCUCGAGUGCAAAAGAGGAAAAGGAUCCUUCACCCCUCAUCAAGAAGAACAAAGAAGUGUUGGCCAGGAGCAGCUCUGCACCGAGAAGAAUGUUGGAUCAGAUUACACAGGGAAUUCAGGCCAAGGGAGAAGUCAAGGUCCUCACCUACAGUGCCCUCGAACACCUGUCUUCACUGUUCCUGUAUGCAGAGUGUCCAAACACAUGUCUGAUGGAAUUUGAGUGCAGUGAAGCUGGAGAGAUCUCUGGUGACUGGGCUCUCUACUUCCGCACUGGCAGUCAGUUGCAUGAGUUCAUCACUACCUUAUCUCGAACUUGGAGCAGCAUGUUUGAGAUGGAGUUUCCUGUGCGAACUGUGGAGGAUGCGGGAGUGCAGCAGUACCUUCUCGAAGGCUCACAAAUCUCCACAAGUGGAUGGUCCUCUUACCAUUUGUAAAUAUAUCAUGUGGUCUCAUUUCUAGGCAUUACACUUUACUUCAGUAUCCCUUGCUCCCAUCCCCCUUCUCUGUUCCUGUUUUAUGCGUUAGGAUAAGCAUAAAGAAUAUAUAUAUACAUACAAUAUAUUGAGUUGUAAAUGUGCUUUUAAGUAUAUUGUGGAUAAAUUUAAAUAGUGCAACUGCUACAGUUUGUACAGUUACCCUUCCUCAAUAUAUGCAGUAGUUUAUAUGUGAUAUAACAUACCAGAAGUUGCAGUUAUUUUAGGGUUAGUUCCUUGGAAAAGACAGGAAACUGGGUUGAGCCAUCAGUGCUGAGUUUAUAAGCUUUGUAAAUUAUUUGUCUUCUAGUCAUGUUAUGAUACUGAGCUUUAAUCUAUCUGUUCCUCUGCAUACCCUCUAUACAAGUAUACAUAGCCUGAGGUACUGCAGAUUCCUGAUGUGAAUUGAAAGAAGGAAAGGUCCUUUUUUUAUAUUUUGGUGUUGAACUGGAUGCAAGGGGAAGACCUGCCUAGUGGUAAUGUGCCUAUUAUGUCAUACUGUGUUUGCAAGAAUUGAAAAGUUGAUUUCCUUUCUGUUUAUUUAUGAUUUUUUUACUGUUUGUAUUUUUUUAACAUGUGGAAAUAUUAGAUUGUAUUAGACUAUAUUGGAAAUAUAUGUAAAACAUUUUGUAGUAAGAAAAGUAAAUGGACUUGUAUCUAUGAUAAUGCCUAAGGUAAUGUGUAUACCUAUAAUUAUGAAUGUCUCCCAUGUGUGUAUACCUGUUUUCAUUUCAUUUUCAUUGGGGUGUGUAAAUAAGGGAACUCAUCAGAUAGCAUGAAAGAGAUAAGAAACAAAAAAUGCCUGAGAGAACUACAGAUGGAAGGUCUGACUUCUCUCUGGUUAAGUGUAGCUUAAGUGAGUGUGGAAGUACCUUUAGAUACCUUAUGAUAGGUAACUCUGUUCCUUCUAACAUCAUUCACUUUUCUGAAAACAUGGAGAUGAUUAGAAGCCAGUGGAGAUUUGCAUUUGCAUUGUCUGUUUUCUGUUCAAUCGCCUUUGUCAUUUUGCUUUUCCUUUCUUGUGUUCUUUUCCUUUUUCAAAGACCUCCGUCCUCCACAGACUCAUUCAAGGUGCAAAACCUAAAAAAAAAAAAAAAAAGAAAAACGUGCACUUGUUAAUCGGCAGCAUCAAAGUGUACCAUCAUCUCGCGCAGAUAUGUCUUAGGUUUGUAGUUUUUAUACAGAUUAUGCUUGUGAUUGGUAGUUCACACGCAGUCAUUCAUUUCGGCACCAGCUUUAACUAGGAUAUGGCAUUUCAUGAGUGCAGUGCAUAAACGCUCGUAUUGGAAGCUUGUUGGUCUACCUAAGUUAUUUUUGUAGUGUCGCUGAAUGUACAUAGGUUAGGGAGUAUGUUGUGAUAAAAGUGAGUAUGUGUACAGGAGGGUAAUGUUUACUGAAAUUGGGAAAUGCAGUUUUGUAAAGGAGAAGGAGCUGCAUUUUUAUUUUUAUUUUAUUAUUUACUUUUUACUUUUCUGGGAUAGGUUGUCCAUACUAAUACACAAUAUGAAUUAGCAAAGGAUUUGCCCAAAAAAAAAAAGAAAAGUAAUGAAAGAAAAGGAAAUUAUAGGUAAGAAUGCAAUCAUACAUUGUGUUCUUUAUAGAGCAACGCUUUUAAUAUAAAAUGUCUGAAGAAAAUGAAAAGCGUUCUUUAAGGAAAACCUGUCCUUCUUGGCCAUAGGUUUGGGAGGAUUAGAUGUAUAUUUGUUCUGCUAACUAAUGUGAAUAGAUCUGUGAAUGCGUGAGUGCCUCGGUAAGUUAAUUCCUGAAGCAUUUAUUUUCCACUCCGUUGAAUGUUAUUGAAGUUUUUCGAAGUCGGUGUUUUAGUAUUAUUAUUAUUAUAUAUUGUUUUGAUGUAGAUGAAUACUCGAAGCUUUCUUGGGAAAUGAUGGUGCAGCUUCAGUCGUGGUUUUGUUUAAGCAGCCAACUUGUGGGUAGAAAAUGAAGUGGUGUAAAAUAUAGCCAGUCUUGCAGGCUGUUUGAGAUUGUUAUUGUUGUUAUUAUUAUUAUUAUUAUUAUUAUUUAUUUGGAUAUAUUUUUUAUUUUAUUGAUUUUUUUCAUGGUGGAGAAGAAUAAUUAAUUAUUAUUAUUAUUAUUAUUAUUAUUAUUAUUAUUAUUAUUAUUAUUAAUUAUUGUUUUUAUUAUUAUUAAUUGCAAUAGUAUUUAAUAAUGCUAAAUUACUGUGGUCAGGACUGGUUGAAUCUCAUGACAGUACCUUUGCUGAAACUGGAGUAAGAGUUGGUUGAACUUUAUUCUCUUUUUGUAAGGUCUUGUUUUAAAGUCUUUUUUGUGUUCAGAUUUAUAGAUAUAUAUUUUUUAGCUACUCUAUAUUUUUAAAAAAUUGUGUCUGUAACCUGUUUCAUGUGUUUUUUUAAGUGAUCUUACACUAUAUGUAAAACCAAAACUUAAUCAAAAGAAAAUUAGAAAAAAAAAGUGUAUGAUAAUUUCAUUUUGCUAUUCUUUCUCAUUCUGAUACUAUAACAUCAGCAAAAUGUGAGUUUCUAUAUUAGAUUUCACUUUCAUGUCAUUGUCAAGCUAAUUCUGAUAUAGGGGUGAGGAUAACCCAAGUUACUCAUCCUUUUGAGAUGUAAGCUUUUGUCUCAAUUAACUUGUCAAAGUCAAAAAAGUCUGAUAAUAGUUCGAACAUGACAGUUAUCUACCAUUUUAGUUUAUCUUCCUUGCUCUGUAUCUCCUUAUCCUGUGUCUCUCUUUUAUUUUCUAUCAGUUAUUUGUAGUAAUAUUUACUUUAUUUUUUUUAAUCCUCACUAUUUUUGUGUUCUUUGUGUUCAGAGUGGAUGUGUGAAAGGGGUCUUAGCUUUUGGGUUUAUUCGAGGAAGGUGGUUGUGUGGCCCCCUGUCUCCCUGGGUGAUACCUCUUGUGUUGAGGAUGUUUUCCCCUUUUUUGUGGUGGUCCCCUUGAGGCUAGAUGCUUGUUUCCACCUGUUGGAGUGUCGGAUUCAUUUGGCUGUGGCGAAGGGGAUGAGUUUGCGGGACUUGCUCAAGUAGGUCGACCAGAAGGCACUGACUUUGGUUCAGCUCGAAGGGGAACUCUGAUAGGAAGGCAUAGCUUUGCUCAGCUGGGGACAGAUGUGUGGGGCACCACCAUCCAGACUGUUGUUGGCUGUUGUUAAUAUGGCCUUUAGUGAUAUCCAUUUUUAUGUGAGUCAGGUGUGUUGUGCUGUCAUGAAUUUAUGGAAAGGAAUGGCAGGUUAAAAAAAGGUUUGUAUCUGUAAAUAGACAUUUGUGAAAAUAUUUACAUUUUGGAGUUAUCGUUUGUGCCUCACUGUUGUGAAGUGUCACUUGCAGGUUUAUUUGUGCUAGAAACUGUUAAGAUAUCUGAAGUCUAAAGCAUUUUUGUGGAUUUCUGGACAAAUAUUUGGUGCGGUUUACAGAAAUGGUAGGUUCAGGGUUGUAUUACUGAGAGAUUCACAAGUUAUUUUGAUUACAUUAUGAUAUUGAAGAGUGCCAAAUUAUCACUUUAUGUUGAAAUAAGAUGUUGAAAAUUCAUGAUAACAUUGAAAAUGUGCCUUUCUAGUUUUCAUCUUUUUCGCUGAAAUGUUGAGAACAUUGUUAUUAUAUUUUUCUUGAAUUGGUAUUAUUUUUUUCCGACAGUGCAAGACAAAUCUUUUGUUCUUUGUCUGAUUAGUGUUGUUACUCCACUACAGGUCUCCUAAAUUCAAUUUGAUACUUAAAACAUUGCGGAGAGAAGUUUACUGCGCAACUGUAAUGGGUACACUUGUAAUAUGUGGUACAAAUAAGUAUGGUUAUUGAUGAAAAGGUCCUUGGCAUACAGCAUUAGGAAAAAGAUUAAGGAAAGACUGUUUUCAAUUUUAAUUUGUAUUCAAUUUCUUGUGGAAUUUGUUUAGAAAAUAUCUUUUGCAAGAACCUUGAAUGGAUGAUUUUUUUAAUGAUGCUUUUAUGGAAAUGAUUAUACAAUGAUUUACAUAAUUUUUGGCAACUUUCAUGAUAAUUAAUUUUAGAGUUUAUAAAAAGAUUACAAUUUUUUUUUAUGAGCUUUAAUAAAGCUAUCAGUUUUUUUCAUGGCCUUACCAGGAGUGGAUGAAAGCCAUUGAUAAAGAAGUUAAUAAUUUGGGAAAUAUAUGAGGGUAGACUAUAUGAACAUUCAGACGAAGGAAGAGACUUUAUGAAGAUUUUGGAAUUCAAGGCUUUUGUCUUUAUAGAUAUGAUGCUAUUUAUGUGUCACUGAUAUCUUGUCAUAUAAUCCAGAGUGUUUACUAUAUCUUCGGAAAUAAAUUUGGUGAAGAAUUUAUGAAGUAUUUUGUUUUCAUUAUUUUUUGGGGUAUUAAAUGUACAUAAAUUGUAAAUUCAGUUGCUCUUUUAUGGUGGAUUCUGUUUGUAAAUUAUUGCUGCAUUUCUUAUCAAGUUCAUAAUGAAGCAUCUUUGAGAAUUUGAUUAAAAGGAAUUCUAAGACUCUCAACAAAAAUUCCAGUGAAUGUUGAUAUUCUGCAUGCAUAGUGUGUACAUAUGUACUGGACUUGUAUUCUGCAUUCUUUGGAUAUAGGGUUAUUUCUCAUUUUUUUCUCCUCCUUUGUCUAUUUCUUCUUCUUCUUCUUCUUCUUCUUCUUCUUCUUCUUCUUCUUCUUCUUCUUCUUCUUCUUCUUCUUCUUCUUCUUCUUCUUCUUCUUCUUCUUCUUCUUCUUCUUCUUCUUCUUCUUCCAUUUGGGGUUGUAUGUCGUGUUCAGAAGAUUAUACAAGAUGUUUAUGUAUUUUUUAUUUUAGGUAUUACAUUUUAAAUGAUGUUUUAACCCUUUGUUCGCGGGUGGCAUCUACUAUGAUGCCAUGGCGGCCACAGAAAAAGCCUGUGCACAUUGGGUUAAGAAGCUGUGAAACUAUUUUGGUUUAUGUGUUAUAUACUUAUUGUAUGAUUAUGCAAUAUAUAUAUAUAUUUUUUUUAUUUUUAGCUUUUGGAGAAAUAUUUCUAAAAUGGCUCAAGAAGAGAACUUAAGAAGAUAUAGGAAGUUACAUAUUUGCUCAUACGUAAUUAGAAAAAAAAUAUGUAUUGAAAUUGAUACAUGAAAGGGAGUCACAUACAUCAUUUGCUAACUUAUAUUACCUAACUCCAUCUACCUCUCUUUAUUCUCUCAAUAUCAGUUACACACCAGAAGUAUAUUUGACCUUUGCAUUACCCUUCAGUUUUGUAAGUUAUAAUGAUAACGUUCAAGUUAUAACGGUAAUGUUCAAUUUAUAACGGUGAUGUUCACUUUAUUCUUUCCCCAGAGAAGAAUACAAACCCUUAUUCUAGUCUCUGUUGAUAAAGAAUUUUGUACUGAAGUGUAAUCAAAUAUAUAUUACCUGCAGUGUGUUCCUUGUGUGUAAAUAUGGUAGAGGAAAUAGGCAAAGGUAUGAUAGUGAUUUAAAUGCUCAUGUAGUUACCAGCUAAGUAUGUAUGACAGCAGUUCAUUCAUUCUCUUCAUUUUGCUUCUUCCUUUACUAAUGAAAAAAAUAUUUUUAGAUAUCUGCCUUACUCAGAAAUUCUUUUAUUUGUACCAUGAUGUUUUUUAUAGUUUUUGCAUCUUUUUUUUGUCUCCAUAUAUUGCAUAUUUGCCACAAUGUAAUGCUCACAUUUGAUUCCAUAGUAUAAUUUUUGUGUGCUAUGAAAGGGAUGGAGGUGCAAAUAUAAUAGCAUUUAUAGAAGUGAGUUUUUCCUUAUACCUAAGCUUACUUCCUGUUGUAGUUACUUCUGAAAUGUAGGUAGAAUUCUUUAUAUUUAUUCCCUGUUUGCUUGCUCUAAUGUAUUAUUUAUGUUAUUGCAUAAUAGAGCACUUGUUUAUUUUGAAAAAAAGGAACUACAUAUAUGAGUUUUGAUAAGAAAAAAUCUCGGUCAAAAUUAAUAUAAAUUGAUUUUCUUUCUUUUGGAUAUAAAUGAAAUACAUGUAAUUAUAGAUCAGAGGUCCUGCAGGCAUUUUGAGACUAGAUUUGUACUUUACUUAUGAAUUAUUCAUGUACAGAAGAGUACCAGUAACUGCAGCUGCAAAGCUACCAGCACGACAUCUAGCAGUACUGGUCCCCUAAAACAAUGGCAGGACUCUAUUAAGUGUUGAAAAAGUCCAGGUGACAUGCUAUAGCAGUAUAUUUUGGUUGUUGGUUCAAUUUUUUUUGGACAAGAAGAGCUAAAUGUGUUCCUGGUAGUUUUGGAUCAAUUUUCCAAGUGGUUGCAGUAGUUAUUGCAUUUUUAAUAUAAUGGGAAAACCAGUACUUAUUUUUGAGUUUCACACAUGGGACUUCUCGUCCUCAUUUUCAUGAACUCCUUGGAUCCGGGUGCUUCGUGGCAAUCACAUGGCCCAAAAUAUGGGCAUGAGGCUUACAUGAGCAGCCACUGUGCUGGGUGUGUGGCUUGUAGACCACAGUUGUGUGGUGACAAGGCUCAAUGCAUCCCCCUUGCAAUGUUAUCUUCUCUUUCUAUUCAUAAAGGUUUUUAGCUUUUUUGCCAUUAUCCACUGUCCAUAUUAGUCAUUUGAUUUUCUCUCUCCAGAUGAUAAUAGAGUGUUUUCCUUGCACAGGCUCCAUAUUGUCUCUCUAGGUAGUCUAUAACGCAAUGCAAGAAUAAUAACUAAUAUAUAUUUUUUUUAAUAUUAAAUUUUUUGUAAGACAACCCGUGCUACCAGUCAUGACAGCCAGGAAUAGGAUGCUGAGCAUGGAAAUGGGGUCCUCCCUAGUGGCUCAUGGAGGCAACAUUCCACACUCAUUUUUUUGAUGGAAAUGAUGCUAAAGCUCCUUUUUAAAUGCCAAAUGAGCCUAAACCUCCAAGAGGUUUGUGCACUCAAGCUGGGGGUUUCCCAUCACCCCAGCCUUUAUUUGAAAUGCACAUGGCAGCAAGUUCACAUCACCCUGGCCCACAGCCAAAUUUUCCCAUGACAGCAUGUUCAUAUCACCAUGCCUGAUUUUUUCAUGAUGUGAUAGUCACCUCAUCCAGAUCAAAGGAGUCAAGCUUAAUCCCUCUGGAGUUUCCACCAAGUGUUAUUAUACAAAGAGUCCUCAUUGUGUCUGCAAUAUAAGGUCCCCUGAUAAGGUUUGUAAAUAUUUAAGAAGUAGUGCAUAUUUAUUUACUGUGGACUGCAUAUCCUAGUCCAAUUUGGCCAGCACGUGAUGGGAGCUUCAUGUUUAUAUUAAGUGUAAUUAAGGGAAAGUCCUUGUAAAGCUCUUUGAGCUAGGAUCUGUAUAACAUGUAAUUCUUACUUUUUUAAUGUUACUCAUUGAAUUUGGUACCUUAGUGUGGUCUUUCACAUGUCCAUUAUUGUAUUGAGAUAUAAAUUUGAAGUAAAUGGAAGUAAUAGCUCAGAGUAAGGCAUAAAAAGUAGAAAUUAUAUGCCAUAUAAUUCCAUGUGAAGUGGUCUCUGUAGUUUGUGCUUAUUGCAAAGUAUAAUACUUGAAACAUAUCUGCAAGAAGACCUUGCUAAUUAUCUGUAGUGAUGAAAAAAGUCAGGAAUAUUCUCUUUAAACAUACAAUACAGUUUACUAACAGUGUUACUAAACGGUGUUGAAUUUUAGCUCCUAGAUGUCUUACAGAUAUUCUUUUAUCUGUGUUGAAUUGACCUUUAACAUCAUGAUUUUUGUUGAGUUGUUUUGUUUUAUUUAAUAUUUUGAUUUUGUUUUACUUGUAACUCCUCCGACUUCUAGUUUUGUCAUUUUUUCAUGGACCAUUUAGAUUAAAGUAAUUGAUUCCUUUGGUAAACACUGGAUCACCUAGGCUGUCAAUAAUAAGAAUACAGUGUAAUACAAAAGAAAAAAUUGAAUAAAGAAGACCCCGUUUCUUUAUCCAUUGCAAAGUGUCCUUAGUAACUUCAUGAAUUUCAUUUUUAAAAAAAAUUCUUUCUAAAUUAAUAUCUUGUGGAACUGAGAGAUCUUAUUAACAUUUUAUACAGGUCAAGUACUUUUAUACCUUUUCCAUCCCCAUGUAUCUUAAUCUUUGCUCUUUGAUAUGAAAGUGAAAACCCAUGGACUCUUAACACUUAAAACACACCCACAGGAAGUACAUUGUAUAUGUGAGGGUAAUGUCAUAUCUGUGCCUUUGUAUGUCAUGUUCUUUUGGUUUUAAGUGUAAAUCCGUUUAAGGAAAUAUGACUUUUCUGAUAGAUGUUACAACCUGUGUAAUUUGUCAUAGAACAGCAAAAUGUUAUGUGGGCAAGUGCUUGAUACAUAUAUAUUUUUUAGUCUGGUAUUUAAAAGAGAAUAUAAUCAUUCUAUAAUUGUUUUCCAUCGGUGAAAGUGACGUAGAGGUACAAGUAAACACUAUUUUGUUGGAUUGUCCAGUACUGUGCUUGCUAGAAACCUUGACGACAUUCCAUAAUUAUUCCUUUUUACGCUGCAGGUUUGAGUUUCCUGCAAUUAAAAUAAUAGAUGUAUGCAGUGCUUAGAGUGAACAAGAAGCAAUAACUCUUUCUAAUUAUGGUGGUUAUUUUAUUUAUAUGAAUAAUUUUUUUGUGAGAAUGAUAAUGAUGGUAAUGACAAUAUUGAUAAUAGAAGUAGUACUGAUAAAAUUACCAUUAUCAUUGGUAUUAUUAUAUUGAUGACGAUGGUCUCUCAUUGUUUGUUUUUUUUAUUGUUAUUUUUAUUAUUACUAUUGCAGUAACAAUUGUUAUCAUCAUUGUUAUCAUUAUUAUUAAAUUCUUAUUUUGAGAAUUAUAUGUGUUUUAUUUUAUGAUGUUUGUCAUUGUUUCAAUUUAUUAUGAAAGUUUUUUAUGUCUUAUUUUCAUAAGUAUAUAGCUCCACUUGCAUUAUAAUAUGAUAAAAUUCCAUUGAUAAUUCAAGGCUACUAAUAACACUUGUUAGUCUUGAAUUCCUUAUAUAUAUAUAUAUAUAUAUAGAUAUAUAUAUUUCUGUUUAAUUUUUCAACAGCGUGUAAAAUGGCAAUAUAGUUAUCUGUGAACAAUUCUUGGCUUCAGUAUGAUAAAAAAAGUAGUAUUAUGUACCCUUUCAAAAUAUGUCCACUGGCUGAGAGAGUAAGGUAAACUGACAUGGGAAUUGUUGGUGUUUCGAUUUAAGAGAAGUGUAAGUGGCCGAUCGUAUUACAAUGGUUAAUUUUGUCUCUGUUUGAUUGGUGCUGACGCGUGACAAUAAGUGUAGGUUUUAUUUGAACUGCGAUAUUGGUAAUGCUUGCUAUCGAUCUGACGGAUUGGUAUGGUUUAAUGAAAGGUAAUUUAUAUGUAUCAAAACACAUUUUUCUUUUAGUUUGCCAGAUUCUUUCAGUAUUGGUUGUACUACAAAGACUAUGUUAGCCUGUGCAAGUGUUUAUUUGUGGGACCCAGAUAUCUGUGCAUUGAACUUUGUAUUUUGUUUCAUGCCAAACAUUUUUAAUUUCUUCCAGUUUUGACAUAGACAUCCUCUGUUAAUACUCUUGCAUAGAAAAUUCUUAAAAGAGAAGUUAGUGCAUGGUUCCAUAAACAUUUGUGUAUUUUUAAGCAAAGGGCUGAAGCAUCUAACUCUUUUUAGAUAUGUAUAUAGGACUCCUGCACAUAUAUCCAGGUAGAGUGCAUAAGUACCACGUUUACAAGACAGUGUUUAAGUGGUCGAGUUAAGCCAUCAGGACAUAUGCACAAUAACCUACACUCUGUCGUACUUUCUGUAUUGCUUGUGUAACCAUGUACUUUUGUGUCAUGUAUGAGUUCUGUUUGUAAUAGGAAUUCAACUUUUGUGCAUAUGUUUUAUGUAUAUAAAAGCCUUUCUCUAUAUAUAUGUAUGUAUACUUUGUGUAUAUUUAUAUAUUCACAAAAUUACCUCUAUUUCUCUAUUUUCCUUGUAUGAAUAUUUUUUUGUAGUUUAUAUUGAAAUCUUGUGAUAUUUAUUGAUAUGUAUAUUUAUAGUUUGAGCUUGUACAUUACACUUCCAGACAUAAAUCAACUGUGAUGAUGCAGUACUAAAAACAAAAAAAACAAUGGGAAAGAUUGGAUACUUAUAUAUAUAAAAAAAAAAAAAGUUGAAGAUUUUUAUUUUUGAUGCAGUUCCAUGAUCCAAAGAGCAGGGAGAUGUAGGUGUUGUAUUUCUUCAAUAGAUUCCAAGGAAAAAAAAUGAAACACUAAAGAUUUGAAUACACUACUGGUAGCUCAGAAGACCAUUGCUUGGCAUAUACUGCUUAUGACAUGAUAGACACAUUCUUGUAUUACGUAGUCAAAUAUAAAUUAUUAGGAAAAUAAAGGUUUCAUACAG